This is a messenger RNA of Cercospora beticola, 1518 nucleotides long. Its product is annotated as DNA-directed RNA polymerase I subunit RPA34. The record is from RefSeq and is a predicted model, not a curated record. NCBI's taxonomy places the organism in Eukaryota, Fungi, Ascomycota, Dothideomycetes, Mycosphaerellales, Mycosphaerellaceae. Gene Ontology annotation, biological process: transcription by RNA polymerase I.
CGGCCUUGGAGCUAUCGAGGACCCUCGAAAAAGCCGCAAUGGCGCAAAAAGAAGUAAAGGCGCCGGCGAAGAAGGCAAAGACUGAGGAGAAAGUGAAGAAGCAGGGCAAGAAGGCAGCCACAAAGCCAAAGACACCGGGACUGAGCGAAGAGCGUGUUGUGGAUUCGGAUUCAGAACAAGACGAGGCAUCAACCACUGCAAAGUCGGAUACCAAGACCGCCAAAGUGAAAGCGACGAAACAAAAGAAGGCUCCAUCGCCGCCGACAAAACCCGAGCCUACCCCUAGCAGCGACGACGACGAGAGCAGCGAUGGCUCCGAAUCAGCAGAGAGCGAGCUAGACGAGCAGAUGGUAGAUGCUCCAUCACUCAAAAAGCCGGAUACAGUGCCCACACGUGUAAAUGGUGUGAAAAGGAAAGCCGAGAGCGUUAGCUCACUAGACAAUGGGGAAUCGAGCGAAGACGAGUCGAGCAGCGACGAGGAUAAGCCAGACACCAAACGCGUGAAAACAGCAUUGAAGGAUGCCGGAGAAGUGGAACAGGUGGGAGAAGUGGCAUCAGAAGAGCAAGGUGAGGACAGUGAGAGCGCGGACGAGGAUGAUUCAGCGGAGCCUUCCGCAGAGACCGCACCAACACCGAGGCCUACGAAACAUGCCGGCCACUUCGAAAGCAUACCCGUUCAGUCUUUCAAGCCUCCAAGUGGGCAUACACCUGUCUCUGUCUCCGAUGCGACCUUUUCUGCAAAGAGCUUCGCGGGCCAGCAGAUAUGGCACAUUGUGGCUCCAAGUAAUGUGUCCCUGAAGUUGCUCGGUGACAUCACGCUAGAUUCGAUACAAUCUGGAGCUUCGGUCCUGUCACACAAAGGCACCGACUAUAGUCUCAGCGAAGACAAAAGCCCGAACAAUCGCUUCAACAGUGUGCUCGUGCCGAGCAGUAGCAGCUACGACUCCGUACCGCAGCCGAUCACGAAGACUCUACAUCUUAAACAGAGAAUCAAUCUGCCAGCCCUGAGCAGCAAGCAAGCCGACACGAACACGGGCAGCAGUGCAGCAGCCAGUAUCGCUCGUCCAUCAGUGAACAGCAUACGGCCACAGCCGAAAGGGAUGCGCAUGCGGUAUAAGCCAGCGGGCUUCGGUGCAGGUGACGCUGGUCUGGGCUCAGACAGCGAAGAGGAAGAAGACACUGGAGCGAAGGCAAAGAGUACAAGCUUCCAGUUCCCGAAGACGCUGGGAGUUCACGGAGCUGCGGUCGAAGCGGAGAACGCGCAAACGACGACACCGAAGAAGGCGAAGAAGAAGCGAAAGGACUCAGACGUCGACAUGGUCAAUGGCACAACACCUGUAGCUUUGCAAAUGCCAAACGGAACGUCAGACGAGCUGAGCAAGGAGGAAAAGAGGCGGCGGAAGGCUGAGAAGAAAGCCAAGAAAGAGGCCAAAGCUGGCGUGGCAGGGACAGCAUAAUUAGCCGGGAAUGAAAUGCAAAGAAGUCUACGCUGACAACAUUCUCGUCCUGCCCAAGAAA